AUGAUUGUGCUAUUAUUCUUUGCAUUGCUCUGGAUGGUGGAAGGAGUCUUUUCCCAGCUUCACUACACAGUGCAGGAGGAGCAGGAACAUGGCACUUUCGUGGGGAAUAUCGCUGAAGAUCUGGGCUUGGACAUUACAAAACUUUCAGCUCGCAGGUUUCAAACGGUGCCCAACUCGCGGACCCCUUACUUGGACCUCAACCUGGAGACCGGGGUGCUGUACGUGAACGAGAAGAUCGACCGCGAGCAAAUCUGCAAGCAGAGCCCCUCCUGCGUCCUGCACCUGGAGGUCUUCCUGGAGAACCCCCUGGAGCUGUUCCGGGUGGAGAUCGAAGUGCUGGACAUCAAUGACAACCCCCCCUCCUUCCCGGAGCCGGACCUGACCGUGGAGAUCUCUGAGAGCGCCACGCCGGGCACCCGCUUCCCGCUGGAGAGCGCCUUCGACCCAGACGUGGGCACCAACUCCUUGCGCGACUACGAGAUCACCCCCAACAGCUACUUCUCCCUGGACGUGCAGACCCAGGGGGAUGGCAACCGAUUCGCGGAGCUGGUGCUGGAGAAGCCGCUGGACCGAGAGCAGCAAGCGGUGCACCGCUACGUGCUGACCGCGGUGGACGGGGGAGGAGGGGGAGGAGGAGGGGAGGGAGGGGGAGGCGGCGGGGGAGGGGGCCUGCCCCCCCAACAGCAGCGCACCGGCACUGCCCUACUCACCAUCCGAGUGCUGGACUCCAACGACAACGUCCCCGCCUUCGACCAACCCGUCUACACUGUGUCUCUACCAGAGAACUCGCCGCCGGGCACGCUCGUGAUCCAGCUCAACGCCACAGACCCAGAUGAGGGCCAGAAUGGCGAAGUCGUGUAUUCCUUUAGCAGCCACAUUUCGCCCCGGGCGCGGGAGCUCUUUGGCCUGUCCCCGCGCACUGGCCGGCUGGAGGUGAGCGGAGAGCUAGACUAUGAAGAGAGCCCGGUGUACCAAGUGUACGUCCAAGCCAAGGACCUGGGCCCCAACGCGGUGCCCGCGCACUGCAAGGUGCUGGUGCGAGUGCUGGAUGCUAACGACAACGCGCCCGAGAUCAGCUUCAGCACCGUGAAGGAGGCGGUGAGCGAGGGCGCGGCGCCGGGGACCGUGGUGGCCCUGUUCAGCGUGACCGACCGCGACUCCGAGGAGAACGGGCAAGUGCAGUGCGAGCUGCUGGGCGACGUGCCGUUCCGCCUCAAGUCCUCCUUCAAGAACUACUACACUAUCGUGACCGAAGCCCCCCUGGACCGGGAGGCCGGGGACUCCUACACCCUGACCGUGGUGGCGCGGGACCGCGGCGAGCCGGCGCUCUCCACCAGUAAGUCGAUCCAGGUGCAGGUGUCAGAUGUGAACGACAACGCACCGCGGUUUAGCCAGCCGGUCUACGACGUGUAUGUGACCGAGAACAACGUGCCCGGCGCCUAUAUCUACGCGGUCAGCGCCACGGACCGCGACGAGGGCGCCAACGCCCAGCUAGCCUACUCUAUCCUCGAGUGCCAGAUCCAGGGCAUGAGCGUCUUCACCUACGUGUCCAUCAACUCGGAGAACGGCUACUUGUACGCCCUGCGCUCCUUCGACUACGAGCAGCUCAAGGACUUCAGCUUCCAGGUGGAAGCUCGCGACGCCGGCAGCCCCCAGGCUCUGGCCGGGAACGCCACCGUCAACAUCCUCAUCGUGGAUCAGAACGACAACGCCCCUGCCAUCGUGGCGCCCCUGCCUGGGCGCAACGGGACUCCCGCGCGGGAGGUGCUGCCCCGGUCGGCGGAGCCGGGUUACCUGCUGACCCGCGUGGCCGCCGUGGACGCAGACGACGGCGAGAACGCCCGGCUCACCUACAGCAUUGUGCGGGGCAACGAAAUGAACCUCUUCCGCAUGGACUGGCGCACCGGGGAGCUCCGCACCGCGCGCCGGGUGCCGGCCAAGCGCGACCCCCAGCGGCCUUACGAGCUGGUGAUCGAGGUGCGCGACCACGGGCAGCCGCCCCUGUCCUCCACGGCCACACUGGUGGUGCAGCUGGUGGACGGAGCUGUAGAGCCCCAGGGAGGGGGCGGGGGCGGGGGCGGGGGGUCGGGGGAGCAUCAGCGCCCCAGCCGCUCGGGCGGCGGGGAGACCUCGCUGGACCUCACGCUCAUCCUCAUCAUUGCGCUGGGCUCGGUGUCCUUCAUAUUCCUGCUAGCCAUGAUCGUGCUCGCCGUGCGUUGCCAAAAAGAGAAGAAACUGAACAUCUACACCUGUCUGGCCAGUGACUGCUGCCUCUGCUGCUGCUGCUGUGGCGGUGGGGGCUCGACCUGCUGCGGCCGCCAAGCCCGGGCGCGCAAGAAAAAACUCAGCAAGUCCGACAUCAUGCUGGUGCAAAGCUCCAACGUGCCCAGUAACCCGGCCCAAGUGCCGGUGGAGGAGUCCGGGGGCUUCGGCUCCCACCACCACAACCAGAAUUACUGCUACCAGGUCUGCCUGACCCCUGAGUCCGCCAAGACCGACCUGAUGUUCCUUAAGCCCUGCAGCCCUUCGAGGAGUACGGACGCUGAGCACAACCCCUGCGGGGCCAUCGUCACCGGCUACACAGACCAGCAGCCCGACAUCAUCUCCAACGGAAGCAUUUUGUCCAACGAGACUAAACACCAGCGAGCAGAGCUCAGCUAUCUAGUUGACAGACCUCGCCGAGUUAACAGUUCUGCAUUCCAGGAAGCCGACAUAGUAAGCUCUAAGGACAGUGGUCAUGGAGACAGUGAACAAGGAGAUAGUGAUCACGAUGCCACCAACCGCGGCCAGUCAGCUGGUAUGGAUCUCUUCUCCAACUGUACUGAGGAAUGUAAAGCUCUGGGUCACUCAGAUCGGUGCUGGAUGCCUUCUUUUGUCCCCGCGGAUGGACGCCAGGCUGCGGAUUAUCGCAGCAAUCUGCAUGUUCCUGGCAUGGACUCUGUUCCAGACACCGAGGUGUUUGAAACCCCAGAAGCCCAGCCUGGGGCAGAGAGGUCUUUCUCCACCUUUGGCAAAGAGAAGGCCCUUCACAGCACCCUGGAGAGGAAGGAGCUGGAUGGACUGCUGUCUAAUACACGAGCGCCUUACAAACCACCAUAUUUGACACGGAAAAGGAUAUGCUAGUCAAUUCUACAGGAUUUACCUGAAGCAGCAUGAUUUGCACAAAGUCGACCAACAAAAGCAUCAACUUUUCAACUUCAUUAUCUUGGCCAUCAGUUAGUUGUGUGUAACCGAGUACUAGAUUGCCGGCGGAGUCAUCGUGGCCAAUUAUAGGACCUAAUUGCUCUCAGCAGGCCUGAGAAAUGAGUUGAAAUGUGCAGAACUGUAGAAACUUUAGAGGCAACCGCUUUUGCCUCUCCGAUCAGUGUGUGCCUGUUUACAGCACUAUAUAUCUUUCUCUCUCCAAAUGUCACUGAGCCCUUUACAUGUUUAUAUUCACCACGAGAAGCCAGUCAUAAAGAUAAAGGAAAUUUGUGCAUUAUAAAUGCAAUAUCACUGUUUUAAACUUGACUGUUUUAUAUUCUUUUUGUGUGAUCAAGUGUUCCCCAAACUAUUCCAACUUUACAAGAGAGAUUGUGAUUAUGUUCUUUUCACCUGUGGGUUAUAAAAAAUGUUGUAUUCUGAAGACCCACAAAAUAUCAAAGACAUUCUGUAGUUUAUACACCGUGUUGCAAAGUGUUUACUGUACUAUU
Messenger RNA from Hyaena hyaena (striped hyena), 3692 nucleotides. It is a transcript of the gene PCDH10, whose product is annotated as protocadherin 10. NCBI's taxonomy places the organism in Eukaryota, Metazoa, Chordata, Mammalia, Carnivora, Hyaenidae. Gene Ontology annotation, biological process: homophilic cell-cell adhesion. The coding region runs from base 1 to 3123 and encodes 1040 amino acids. Gene Ontology annotation, cellular component: plasma membrane. The record is from RefSeq and is a predicted model, not a curated record. Gene Ontology annotation, molecular function: calcium ion binding. The transcript has 5 exons.